AUGGUGUCUAUAAGGGUCUCUUGCUCUCUACUAAUACUUUUGAUUUUGCAACUGCAUGCACAUGUCUCCAACAGCAAAGAGAUAUUGCCACAAGCUACAAAGGGAGGAGAGCUUCAAUCGGUUACUAGUACGAUAAACCCCAACGAGAAGAAUGUGGGCAAUGGAAUGCGAAACCGGAAAAUGUUGAAAGGAGAGAAGAAGGAUGUGGAAGCAGAAACUACAGAGGAACUGGUGAGGGGAGAAGAAAGAAACGAAGAGAAUGAGCUCAAAACGGCGAGUUUAACGGCCGAUUACUCAGACCCUCUUCAUCAUCCUCCCAGGCAUAAUUAA
Tarenaya hassleriana is the source of this 330-nucleotide messenger RNA. RefSeq names its product root meristem growth factor 1. The coding region runs from base 1 to 330 and encodes 109 amino acids. The record is from RefSeq and is a predicted model, not a curated record. NCBI's taxonomy places the organism in Eukaryota, Viridiplantae, Streptophyta, Magnoliopsida, Brassicales, Cleomaceae. The transcript has 3 exons.